AUUAGCUGUACGACCGUUUCCCGCUGCGGUCUGGUGUCAGUUAUCUUCCAACGUCUUAAGUGGUAAUUACGUAAAAUAAAUAUGGCAGACCGCCUGUGCUUCACAAUAACCAAGCCAUUAUCACAUACAAGUCUACUCUUAUUUGGAUAUGUACUGAUCGCAGGUACAGCGCCAAUUCCAAACUCACCUUCUACAGAAAUGGUUAAAUUUAUGAAGCAGUUCGGUUACUUGAUUGAUGCAGGACCAAAUACAGAUGCUCUCUACACUGAAGAAGGUUUUAAAGAAGCUAUUAAAAAUAUGCAACGGUUUGGCGGAUUGCCGGAAACUGGUGUAAUUGACGAAGCUACACAAAAGUUGAUGACAGUGCCACGUUGUGGUGUUCCCGAUGUAAUACGAAAAAUCCCCACUAACCAUAACAUCAGGGAAAAGCGCUAUGUGAUUGGCGCGGAGGGAUGGAGGAAGAGAACAAUAACUUAUUUUCUAGCAAACUGGUCACCAGAACUUGAACAUUCAGAAGCUUAUAGGAAUCUAGAAAAGGCCUUUGAAGUGUGGACCAAACCAGUCCCAUACUUACGUUUUAAAUAUUUAAGAAGUAUGAGUGCUGACAUUAUAGUUGCUUUUGGACAAGGUUCUCAUGGGGAUGGAUAUCCUUUUGAUGGACCUGGAAGUAUACUGGCUCAUGCCUUCUUUCCAUAUGAACAUGGCCACUAUGGUGGAGACAUUCAUUUUGAUGAUGAUGAGUUUUGGGUAGAUGAAUCCAAGGGAAAGCAAGAUGGUGGUCUUGACUUCUUUACGGUAGCAACACAUGAAAUAGGACACAGCCUGGGUCUAGCACAUUCCACUGUACCCAACUCGGUAAUGUUUCCAUACUACAAAGGUUACGACCCUUCCUUUACAUUAGGCUACGAUGACGUAGUAGGCAUGUAUGAAUUAUACGAUGCAAACACACAUUUUGAGGACGAGGAAUACGAGAGUUUUUUUAACCAGACGGAUGAUGAAAGAACUACUACUUCCAAAACGGAUGAAACUACUAGAAAUCCUAGUGCAGACGACGACAUUUUUAGUGAUCGAGUGGGUAGGGAUAAUGAAACUGGACAAAAAAAUGAUGAUGGUAAAACUGAUGAAAACGUAGAAGAUGAUCACUACAAGAUAAGUUCAGAUGAUGAUCGGACGAACCCACCUCCCAAACGUACUGACCAAAAUGAUGAGGAAUAUUCGACUGACGACAAUGGAAAACAAACAACAAGUGAAAGUUAUUUCCCUGAACUUAUUCCUGAAAACGAUGGCGUAGUCAAUGCAACUGAAGUUGGUGAUGAUGAAAAAAGUCACAGCUCAAAUGAAACUUUAGAUAAAAAGAAGGCGAAGUAUGAACCAAAUGCUUGUAAUGGCUUUUUUGAUGCUGCUGGUAAUGUUAGGAAUGAAAUCUUUAUUUUCAAAGGCUUGUUCGUCUGGAGAUUAACAGAACGUGGUCUGUUAGCAAAAGGUUAUCCGGUAUACUUUCACUACCUAUUUUAUGGCCUACCUUGGUCAGUCCGGCGGAUAGAUGCGAUCUAUCAACGAUCUACAGACUAUCAUAUUAUACUUUUUUCAGACAAAUAUUUCUGGGUUUUCGACGGAAACAGUUUUACAAAAGAUAGCCCUUUUCCACUAACUGAUCUGGGAUUACCUCCAUUCUUGGAUCGUGUUGAUGCAGCUCUGGUUUGGGGAAAGAAUGGAAAAACUUACUUCUUUGCAGGAAAUAAUUACUGGCGAUAUGAUGACAGAAAGAAAAAAAUGGAUGAAUUUUAUCCCCAACCAAUCCAACGAUGGAGAGGAAUUCCUCCCAAUAUAGAUGCGGCAUUUACUUGGAAUGGACUGUCAUAUUUUUUCAAGGCCAAUCUUUACUGGAGAUUCAACAAUGAAGAAGUAAUUGUUGAUGAACAAUAUCCUCUAUCUGCUUCUGCCGAUUGGCUGGGAUGUUGAGGAGCAUGUUGUGUUAUAAAAAAACAUGUUAAUUCAUGUUUUGGGCUUCUUGCAGCUUUCUGUUUUGUUUUUACAAUUUCACAUUCAUUCAAAGUGUAUUUGGUAAGAAGUUUCAAAGAACUAAAAAUCCGUAAAAUUCAUUGAAAGCACAUAGUUGAAUUAUGAUGCAGUUUUUAAUAGUAUAUCGUCAAUUCUAAACUCUUUCCUUUGCAUUAGUUCACCAAAAAAACUGACCUCAGCAUUAAAAAUCAAUAUUUAUUCCUUGGUUGUUUUUCCCAUGCUACUUUCAAAUAACAUCAUUCAUUGGCGGGAACUCUAAAGACUAAGAAAAUACUUCCUUUAAAGAAAGAAGCAAUGGUAAGGGUUAGAUUUCAACUUGUUACAGUUACUGCUCUUGAACUUUUAUAACAGUAGUAUACAAAAGAGGAAGAGUUCAGUUUCACGAUUAUGCUAAUAAAAUUAACGAGUAUAUAUUAAUAAGAAUGUUUAAUAAAGAAAAUAUAUUUCAAACAUCUAACAAAAACAGUAAAUGUGUGCCAUAUGUUUAGUUGACCCGUUAAGGAAAUGCUGAGUAUUUUUUGUUUUAUAUAAUUGUAAUUAUAAUACUUUAUUUUGAAAGAAAAACUUGGUUUAAACAUUUCAGUAUCAUUCAUUCGAAUUCUACCAUUGAGUAAGUGACAUAUGUAAGAUCUAUCACGUUGCUUAGGUUAUGAUUAUUAGCAUCUGUUAUAAAUAAUACUUAUAUUGGGAUUAUAUCUUUUGUUCACGUGAUUGGUUCGAACUUGUAUAUAUCAACAUUGCCUAACCUGUAUUUCCUUAAUACCGUUUGAUUAUCUCCCGGUGGGUCAGUGGUAAGUUUACGGAUUUACAACGCAAAAAUCUAGGGUUCAGUACAUCAGAUAGCCCAUUGUGGUUUUACUCUGAAACAAACAAAUUAGAUCUUUUGUUCACGUGUUUAUUUCCAACUUCUGUACAUCAACAAUGCCUUACCUAUAUUUUUCUUAAUCGUUUAUUUUAACGUUUAACUCUUCUGGUACAUUCUUUUGUUUUUUACGAUUUUCCUAAAUGCUUAUUUUUUUAGGAUGACUAAUAUCGGCACAAUAAAGGGUUAAAUUUGACUUUCCACGGAUGACAGAAUAGAGACAAUUUCUCAAUCUCUUCACCACUGACGCCAAAUUAUAAACGUGACUUUCUUCAGUCAUGCUAGACUAUAAUACACCAUUUUCUAUAUUCACAUAACAAGUUAAAUAUAUUUUUACUGUAAUCACUCAUACUAAAAUAUAAACAGUGCCUCAAAGUUAAAUAGAUUCUUACUGUAAUCACUCAUACUAAAAUAUAAACAGUGCCUCAAAGUUAAAUAGAUUCUUACUGUAAUCACGCAUACUAAAAUAUAAACAGUGCCUCAAAGUUAAAUAGAUUCUUACUGUAAUCACGCAUGCUAAAAUAUAAACAGUGCCUCAAUUCAUUCACUAACGUUAAUUAAAUAUCUCUCUCUUUCUCUUCGCUCACGUCAGAAUAUAGUUUUUCACUUUUCCGUACCCUUAUUUAACUAAUAAAGAGAAAGCCCUUAGAAUUACAGUUUUUUGUAACCUAAAUGUCAUUACAGUUAUAUGUUGGUAAUCCAGUGAUUGCAAUGUGACAUCUUAUCAUAAUGCACGAUAUACCGUCUGUCUGUCUUCUCGUUAUUUCCUUAAACAUUUCUGGGUUUCAGAUUCGUUCAAGGUAGUAAACCUGACUCAGGGAGGCUUAGGUUCUUGAAUAACCUCUUGGGAGUAGUCAAACGCCCCCUUCCCUCUGAGCUUAAUAUUGAUAAGAACAAUCGUCACAUGCCCAAAGCAAAUGAUAAUUGCACGACUUAAUCUUAUUAUAAUGUACAUUUGGCGUUAAGUAUGACAGUAAAUAUUCAAAAAAUAACUUUUAGUUUGUCUCAUUUCUGCCAUUCCAACUUUUCGUACCUCCCUUAUACUGAAUUACUGUUCUUAAGAAGAGUACGUUUGCUAUUGGAAAUGACUUCUUAUUCUAAAGUUAUCAGUGUAUUUUAUCCAAGAGAUACGUAACUAUUUCUUAUGAUGCUACAUUGUCAGAUAGAAUAGAAUAUUUACUAUAUUGUAUUAUUACUUGUUUCAUCUAAUGGCAUGUAUUCUUACCUAUCUUGUUGAAUUCAACACUUUGACCUUACAAAGAGAUAUAUGCCGCAUAUUUCUAUAAAGCAAACGAGAAUUAAUCUAAUAAAUAGUCUACUGAAGAUUCAGUUGUAGUGAUUUCCUUGGUAACUAAAUGUUGUUCAGAAGAUAAUGUGGGAAAUAAUCUUUUUCAAUUAUUCCUAUUUCUAGGUCAGAGAUUACCCUAAAACAAGUCAAAUCGUGCAUUGAUUGACCUCAAAAGUGCGAAAUGAUUACCGACUAAGCAGUAACAUUCAGUGUAUUAAGUUGGCAUUGAAUUUUAAGUCUGUCGUUUCUAACCCAUUGAAAUGCAUAAAUGAAAUAUGAUAGUAAAAAUUUAUUUAAAAUACUAUAGUUGAAUCCGCUAAUUUUUUUCUGACUUCAUAGCAACGUGUGUACGGAAAAUACCUAAACAUAUAAGAAAUCACCUUUUUCUUCCUUACAUGCCCAAAGCAUGCAUGACGUUUAUAGCUGUUUCUAUAAACGUCACUCUAAAUUCAUGCCAACUUGAGAUUUUUUAAUAGAGCUACAACACAUUUUGUUUCAAUAUGUAAUUAUUUUACAGUAUGUUAGAUACUGUACCUCAUCAAUAACGAAUAUUGAAUCUGAAAUUAUUAAACUGAAUAAAUCAAAAAUAAACUAAUAUUCAUGUAGCUUCUAAAGCUACCAGAUACUGGACUGAAUACGUGUGAAAACAUGACCUGUUAUGAGUUUAUUAGAUAUGUUGUUCGAUAUUUUAAAACUGGUAUACAACAGCACAACCCUAUAAACUACAUAUUACGUAAAUAUGUAAUGUGGAAAGAAAAUCACUACGUUUAACAACAUUAGAACUCGCCGCCUGAAAGAAUCUGAAUAUAAACCAACUGCUUUUGUAUCUUCUAUUUUUUUUUUUUUAAUUACAAAACAAUACACCAUACAAAGCCUCCAUUCCCUACAGUUUUGUAUAACAAACUUCCUAACUAUAAUAAUAUAUUAACCACAUCCAUAAGUUUUCUUCCAGAAAUUAACAAUAACAACACUGUUAGUGCUGUAAACACUAGUUUUAAGUGAACUAACACUCAAAGUGAAUUGAAUAUUAUAGAAUCAAUAGAAAUUUUGUGCUGUAAAUUAAAUAAUUCUUUAACAUGUGGAGAUGAAUGGUUAGCUGGCGCCAAUACACAGUUAUGGAAGAAAUUUUGAUUCCCUAUGUGUAAUAUUCAUACCACCCUUAAAGACCAGAAUGAGUUAAACGUUUUCUGUAUAAAACUACCCGUUUGUUGUGUACUUUUUUACUCCUUAUGAUAGUAGCGUAAAGCUACCCAAACAUGUAGUCUUCUGAUGUUAACCGUCGGUCAAAUAAAGUUUUUAUUGUGCAUUUUAAACGUCGUUCCUGCUUUUAAUUUUAAACAUUUUGCACAAAUUGCCUUGAUUGAAUUUUCAUUGUAAAGGUUUAUGUGAAAAUUGUGAAAGUCAAUAGGUAAACAAGUCAACCUGGCUGGAUUGUAGGAAUUAAUGCAGCACAUUUAGGAGAGUGUUUCACAAUCGUGAACGUGAAAAAUUAAAAAUUCAACAACUCAUUCUGUUGUGUCUAUUGUUGCAAAACGAAGUGUUCAAUAUUAUAAUUAUUUUUGAAGUUUACAAAAAAAACAUAGUUUUCUUUUUCAAAAUACUUGAGUUAUGAGUCUAUCCAGAAUUAAACCAGUGAAAAAUUACAAACACGUAUAAACAAUGUUUGUUUGUUUGCCGAGUUUCGCGCAAAGCUACUCAAGAAC
Molecule: messenger RNA, 5875 nt
Organism: Limulus polyphemus (Atlantic horseshoe crab)
Lineage: Eukaryota; Metazoa; Arthropoda; Merostomata; Xiphosura; Limulidae
Product: matrix metalloproteinase-17-like
Exons: 8
Coding region: 82-1962 (626 amino acids)
Biological process (GO): extracellular matrix organization; proteolysis; collagen catabolic process
Cellular component (GO): extracellular matrix
Molecular function (GO): metalloendopeptidase activity; zinc ion binding
Source: RefSeq, a predicted model, not a curated record